GGAACAAUGGGAAACCAAAUGAGCAUCCCACUAAGAACUGACGACCAGGAGAAUGACCCGGAAGCAGACACUUACAAGGCAAUGUCAGACAAUGAGUGUGUUCAGAAUGGGAACCCGGUGCUGGUGUCCACUCACGUGACUCAACACUAUGAUGAAGUCGACUUGGGAAUAAGCAUCUCCAAGGAUAAUGUGGCUGCUUCUUCCCCCAAGACAACGGAGGAGGCCCAUGCUGUGGCCGAUGCCAGCGGAAAGAAUCUUGGGAAAGGAGCCAAGCCCGAGGCACCAGCUGCUAGAUCGCAUUUUUUCUUGACACUCUCUCGGCCUGUACCAGGACGUCCCGGGGACCAAGGCACGGAUUCAUCGGCUGCUUCGGGGAGGCUUGAUGUCAGCCCCGGCACAGUGCCUGCGAACAAAGACCCAAGUGAACACGGGGCGCUUCCGAUGGCAGCUGCACCAGGGCCGGCUGCAGAUAAAACCCCAGGGUGCGCUGAGGCCAAGCAGCAGGCCCUCCCUGCCACCUGCCUGCCUCCGCCACCCUCCCCACCUGAGUCCCAGGCAGAAGGCCAGUCCAGGCCCAAGGAUUUCAGCUUUUUCAACAGAUUCUUUAAACUGGACAAGGGAAGAGAAAGUGUGCCAGUUGACAGACAGCCUAAAGAAGCCAAGGGAGCAGAAGACCAAGCCCAGGCCCUAGAGGCUCCUGCCGUCCCAGGGAAUUCCCAUGGUGUCUCUGCAUGCGAGGACAUAGUCGACAGCGAGGAGAGAGGACAAGAAGUUGACACUCUGAGUUGUUCUGUCCCUGGGGAUCCAGAGGUGCUGGGGAGCACAAAGGAGGACCCCCAGGUGGUAGACACCACUGAGAACAGAACCAUCAUGAGCUUCCUCAAGACACUAGUUUCGCCUAACAAAACUGAAACAAAAAAGGAUCCAGAAGACACGAAGGCAACCAAGGUAGACAGUGUCUGCGAUGGACACGCUGGCCAGAAGAUGCUGGAGUCGCAGGCUAAGAGCAAGAAGAAACGCCUGGACAGCCCCAGGCUAGGACUCACCUUUAGAAAGUUCUUUAGGCAUAAGGAUACUGAAAAUUCACCCACAACUUCAGCCAAUGUCAAGUCAGACAAAGCCAACUUCACAUCCCAGGAGACUCAAGGGGCAACCAAGAGCUCAAAAGGCUGCAGCCCACCAGGUCACAUGCCACCUGCCAGUGGCGCAACAAAAGAAGGUGACAAGGAGAAGUCGGGACCCACCUCGCUACCCCUGGGGAAAUUGUUCCGGAAGAAGUCAGUUAAAGAGGAUUCACUUCCCACAGGUGCAGAGGAGAAUGCGGUGUGUGAGUCGCCAGUAGAGACUGUGAGGUUUGAGGAAGUAGAAUCCACCUUACAAACUGUGGAUCUCAAUGAAGAAGAGAACGGGCCUGAACCCACAGAUGUCAGAGUCAAGGAAGAAAGCAAACCCCGGCGGACCCCUCUGAUGGCCUUUCUCAGACAAAUGUCAGUGAAAGGGAGAGACGGGACCACCCGCUCGGAAGAAACUAAUGGGAAGGACUCCAGCUGCCAAACGUCAAACCCCACGGAGAAGACGCCCUCGCCCCCAGAGCCAGAGCCCGUGGGAACAGCCCAGAAAAGCAAGGAGACCUCAUCGAAGGACAAGAAAUCGGUGGAGAAGAAGUCAGUGGCUGAGACCAACAAGCAGAAGAGCAGCAAACAGGAAGCCAAGGAGCCUGUGCAGUGCAUGCAGUCACCCAUGGUGGAAGCAAACUCGCUGCAAAAUGGGGACAAGACCCCGAAGAGGUCUGAGAAGCAGCGACAGUCUCUUGGGGGUUUCCUAAAGGGCCUGGGACCAAAGCGGAUGUUGGAUGCUCAAGUGCAAACGGACCCCGUAUCCAUCGGACCAGUCGGAAAAUCCAAGUAAACAAACCACCCAGCCCCUACCGGGUCGUCCCACUCCAUCUCCUGUCCAGACUCACACUGUGUAUAUAUUUGUUUUCCUCCUGGCCAGCCAAUGAGAUUCUGCCUACAACUCCAACCUGAAAUUGUUGUAGAUCGAGGUGUAUUAUUUACGUCUCUGGUCCAGUCUUUCCUGGCAAAUGAGUGUUAAAAUGGGUUAGCAGGUUAACUAGUUGAUCUGGGG
Acomys russatus (golden spiny mouse) is the source of this 2127-nucleotide messenger RNA. It is a transcript of the gene Bcas1, whose product is annotated as brain enriched myelin associated protein 1. NCBI's taxonomy places the organism in Eukaryota, Metazoa, Chordata, Mammalia, Rodentia, Muridae. The transcript has 12 exons. The coding region runs from base 7 to 1908 and encodes 633 amino acids. Gene Ontology annotation, biological process: myelination. The record is from RefSeq and is a predicted model, not a curated record.